AUGAUCAAUUACAUUUGUGAGAUACUGACGCAGGCUAACAGAAUUGUUGUGUCAGGCGUGCUGGCGGUGGGCGUGACGAGCUACCUGGCGGACGUGACGUCGGCGGAGGAGCGCACGGCGCGCAUGGGCGUGCUGAUGGCGUGCGUGUUCGUGGGCACGCCGGUCGGCUCGUCGCUGGCGGGCGUCAGCAACCGCGCGCUCGGCUUCCUGGGCACCUUCGCGCUGUGCGCCGCCGUCAACCUGCUGGCGCUGGUGUACGCCGCCGUGCGGCUGCGCGAGCCGCGCGCCCUGCAGCCGGCCACGACGGACGGGCUGCGCGGGGUGCUGCGCAUACUCGCCAGGCCGCGCCUGCUCGCGCUCGUCACCUCCACAAUCUUCAUCAUGGGGCCCAUGACCGGAGAGUACUCCGUGCUGUACCUGUUCGGAAGAUACAAGUUCGGUUGGAGUGAAGUGGACUACAGUCUGUACGCCGCCUUCAAGAUGAUCCUUAUCUGUGGAGGCUCUGUUCUGACGGUCCUGCUGCUGUGCCGGGUGCUGAAACUGGAGGACUCGCUGAUCGGCCUCUUGUCCUGCCUGACACAGUUCGUCGCCAGCCUGCUCUACCUGGUGGUCAGCCGCAGCUGGGAGAUGUACCUGGUGCCCAUUGCAGAACUGUUACAUGGAGCAGCAAUGGCAGUGCAGAAAUCCAUUGGGUCGAAAAUAGUAGCACCUACAGAUAUGGGGAAGCUCAGUGCUCUAUAUAGUCUGUCAGAAGCUGUUGUGCCCCUUGCAAUCAUACCGCUGUACAAUUUAGUGUACCAACACACCUUCAGCAGCUUUCCCUCAGCAUUCUUCCUGACAAGUGCUGUUCUGACAGCUCCUGCUCUUCUGAUGUUCAUUUGGAUGUAUGUGGAAUACAGAAAAAAUUGCGCAAAAGAGACCCAAAAGGACAAUAGUGGAGAGCAACCUAUCGCUGCAGUAAACAAGAGCUUUGAACUGAAUGAAUCUGCAUCUUCAGUGAAUGGUGCUGAUCCUGGAAACUGUGAGUGUAAACCCAGAGACAUUGAUGUUGAAAGAGGCUGCGGUAAUGACAGUGAAGUGCCACUAGAUACUACCCACCCUGAAGGUGAAAUUAAGGAAGAAGAUUCUCAACCAACUAAGAGACAAGAUACAACGAACUGUCAUAAGCAACCUACUCAUAGUAAUUAAAUGAACUGAUGUUGGAUCAUGGAUAACUGUUUUUGAAAUGGGGUAAUCCAGAAAGUAAUGGCUGUUUGGCUUUAUAAUUCGAAAAAUAUAUUUUACUAUCAAAAACCUUGUCACUUACAAAAUUGAAUCUUAUUUCAGUUCUCUACCAAAUAAGCUCCACUAUUUAAACAUUUUUCACAUCUAUCUCAGAGCUUUAGAUUUCUUGUGUUGUAGUCAGUUGGCACCAUUCCUUUAAGCUAGUUGUUGACUGCAUUUGUCACCUCAGCAAUACUUGCUAAACAUUUUGUGCUGACAACCUUGUUGUUGAGCACGUCCAACCUACAUUUCUCACCCAAGAACUCUUUGGCCUCUAUAGAAAGAAGUCUUGCAUGAUUUUUAUUCUUCACUAGGUUCACAAAAUUGUCUGGGAUGGCUGACAGGCACAUAAAUCAGAAUGUGUCAUGCACAUUGGUUCAUUCAUUGUCAUAAUUUCACACUACUUUCUCACACUUGGUUCAUUCAUUACUGCCAUCAUACAGUUCCUUCAGUUGACCAUGAAAUUAUAUAUAUUUGAAUUUCUGAGUAUUCAUAAACUGUGUAACACACUUGACUUCACAGUCAGCAGGACUUUGUGUCACUCAGUUUACUUUUAAACAGACACAGAAUGCACAAUAACUUAUUUUGACUGGCACUCUUUUAACAUAAAGACAGGAUGAUAAGGAAAACAUUCAACCUUGGAUAGAAGCCCGAUAUCACUCUCUGCAGUGGGAAUGUAGCAUAGGUCGUUACUUCCUGGAUUACCUUCGUACAUUAUACAUUUCCUGAGAUAUGUACAAACACCAGCUCUUGAUUGAAAAUACCCAGGACAGCCAGAUUUUGUGCUCAGAGUAGUAUAGAUGGCAAUAUGAUAAACAUUAUAAGUUGACAGCUUGCCAAUGUAAGUAUUCAAUGCUGUUGGGUUGAGUCAGUCUAGAGCUUGUUUGCAUUUACAUGCAUUUUUCCAUCCAUGUUGGUACAAAGUUUCAGAUUUAAUAUUCAAAGACUGAUUUUUUUAAUAUAUAUAUAUUUUUCAUAAUGCUCUGCUAUAAUAAAACAAUGUAAUGCGAAGCUGUGUAAUUUUGCUUUUCUAUUGUAUCUUUCUUGACAAUGAAACAUGGAUUUGAAUGGAAAAAGUGCUAGUCUUCUGCCAUAGAGAUCAAAAAUUCUCUUAAGAACUCAUACUUCUAAGUUCUCAUUGUUUACUUUUUGAUUUCUGUAUCUUACUUUGGAUGAAUGCAAGUUUUGUUUUGCUUCAGGCAUAAUUGCACAAUGAGUUGAUAAGACAUUUACUUGAAAUAUCAUUAUUUUACACUAUGGGAAACAUUUCAUUCACCUUUAAGUGAUUUGUUUCACAGCAUGAAAGAAGAUAGGCUAACAAAUUUAUAAGUGCAGCCUUUAAUGGCCAGAGUCCAUUUCAAUAAAAUGUCCCAACAUGAUGUGAUACUGUUUUGGCUAGUGCUACAUGCAGGCUUCAUCAUGGAGUUAUCCUGAUGAAGGUUGUUUGCAGUAGUAGCUGACAUACUGGCAGCCUUAUCACAUCCUCACCAUCCUGUCACAUACCCAGAUGCAAGAGCAUACCCAACAUUUGAAGUGUGGGGAGAGGGGUUGGGGGGUGGGGACAAAACAUAAUAAUUUUGUAGUCGAUUAGUUUUUAUAUAUCACAACAAGUAACUCUGGCUUCACUUUCUUCAAAUGGAUACUGAUUUUACAUGUGUGUGUGUGUGUGUGUGUGUGUGUGUGUGUGUGUGUGUGUUUGUGUAAGUGUCAGAUACAAGUUUGGAUUCUAAAGAAUAUGGCUCAGGAUUUCUCCUGCACCUCACUGGGUAGACUCUUUCCCAGAAGAAUUGUACUGAAAUAAUAAAUUUUAUUUCUUUUAUUCUGUUUCAGUUACUGCAAUGUAACAAUUAUUUUAUUAAAAGUCUCAAAUUGUGCACUUCCUGUAAGAGCAAUGCCUUAUGUAUCUACUCUUCAUUGUUGAAUAAAAUGCUCCACCCUGUUCCUUGAGGGAAAUUUUUGCUGAUAAUAGAAAUUAGUUUCAAAUACUUUUGGACUGAAGGAGACCACUCACCAAAAAGUAGAAGUGUUGAAUCAUCAAUGGGCAGAUACAGAAAUAAAAAUAAAAAAAACAACUUGCUGACUUUUGCAGUAAGACACACACACUUACACACUUGUAUAUUCCCAACUAUCCACUUACUUGGUGCCAGCCGGACAAACAGUGCCACUGCUGCAUUUUGGCAAGUGGGCUGUGUCACGGUGGGGAUGGUGUUGGGUGUGCGGGUUUAGGGAGAGAGAGAGGUGAGAGGCAGGGAGAGGGAUUAGGGUGGGUGGUUAACAGGUCGGAGGGAGGCAGGCAGUUUGCCAGCUAGGACUGCAGGGAGAGGGGUGGCAGUUUAUGGGCUAGGCAUGCACAACUGUCAGAGCUGGUGGAGGGCAGCACAUGCUGAAGGUGACAUGGGGAUUGCAACGGAACAUCAGUUUAGGAGGGGUGGGAAGAACUGAGGGUAGCGUGUCACUCAUUUCAGGACAUGAUGAGAGAUAAAGUUUGAUUAUUCUCAUCAUGCUGAAGGUGACAUGGGGAUUGUUACAGAACACCAUUUUAGGAGGGUUGGGAAGAAUUGCGGGUAGUGUGUCCAUCAUUUCAAGUAAUUAUUAGAGUUAAUCAAAGCUCUGAUUAUCCCUCAUCAUGCCUUGAAAUGAGGGACAUCCUACCCAACAUCCUACCCACUCCUCCUACAGUGUUAGUUGGUUACCCAGCUGACACAAAACCUAGUCCACCCCUAUGCCACUCCCACUUAAAAACCCUUGCCCCAGUGGUCAUACCCCUGUGGUAGACCAAGGUGAUAGACCAACCCAAUCCACCCAUCCAGCACCUCCUGCUCCAGACCUGUCAAAGGCUUAUCCUACCCCAUGAGAGGCCAGGGCACCUGUGAAAGCAGCCAUGUCAUAUAACAACUCUCCUGAAAACACUUUCCCGUGAAAGGCAAAGGUCCCGAGUUCGAGUCUCACUCCAGCACACAGUUUUAAUCUGCCAGGAAGUUCAUACCAGCGCACACUCCACUGUAGAGUGAAAAUUUCAUUCUAGAAACAUCCCACAGGCUGUGGCUAAGCCAUGUCUCCGUAAUAUCCUUUCUUUCAGGAGUGCUAGUUCUGCAAGGUUCGCAGGAGAGCUUCUGUAAAGUUUGGAAGGUAGGAGACAAGGUACUGGCAGAAGUAAAGCGGUGAGGACGGGGUGUGAGUCGUACUUGGGUAGCUCAGUUGGUAGAGCACUUACCCGCGAAAGGCAAAGGUCCCGAGUUCAAGUCUCGGUCCGGCACACAGUUUUAACUUCCACUCUACUAUUUUACCCCCCGCACAUUCCUCCAGCACCAAAUUAACCACUCCUGAUGCCUCAAGAGAUGUCCUAACAAAUUAUACUUUCUUUAAGUCUAGUUAUGUCAUAAGCUUUUUCUCCGCAAUUUGAUUCAAAUCUCAUCCUCAGUUAUCCAACUGAGGGCCAAUUUCAGGUUGUAUAGGAUCCUAUGCAAAAAAAAUACAAGGUUCUUAUUCAGUCUCAAACAUAUACAUAUAUUUUAACUUUUGAAGGUGAUACGUAAUAAAAUUUUAUUUCAUUAAAUUAAACACUAACUGAGCAAGAUAAUCAACAUUACUAAUGAUCUUAAUACUACCCACCUGAGUCAAUCUUAUUAGCUCGAUUCACUUCACAUGGAAAAAAUUUUUGUUUAUGAAUAAUAAGUCUUUAUCAUAAAUUUGAAAUGAAAUUUUUUGACAAGCUUUCUCAAGUAAUGUAAUGAGCUUAUUGCAAUAAGUUAAAAAUUUUGGAAUGAAAACAAAACAUUAUUUUUGUAUAUGUAACAUGAAGAAUCAAUGCUUAUGAUGAUUGUUGACCAUAAUUACUCCAGAUCUUUGCAAGGUCUUUUGUGAACUUUAUAUGCAUCAUGUGGGAAAGGUUUUAUACUUAUGAAAUGUUUUGACAUAAAAGCUUUGUAAUUGUUUCAUUUAUUAAUUGUCUUUACUUCCCACGAGGCACCUGACAUCUUACUGAUCCUUUGAAACAGCUAUUGACUCUACAACAACAAUUACUGACAUUAUGCACCAGUAACUACUGACUGACUCACUGACAAUUUAGCGACUGCCUAUAUGUAAAGCUCUGCUCUUUGGUCUAUCACCAGUCCUUACAUGGAUUAAUAACACAAUUAAUAAUUGCAUUUCUUGCAAUAUGGUUAUCUUAAUUUAUUAUAAUUUACACUGAAUGAAUGUUGGUUUAAAAGAAUUUAAAUGAGGCAACAUGUUUUGCAAAAACAAAUAAUAAACUGGAAAUACACAUUUUGUUUUAAAUUCCAUAAUUUGUUUAAUUUUUAAUGACUAGUUUUUUUUAAAUCAAUCCAUACUUUGUUGUCACAUAACAUGCUUCAUACAAUCAACAAUUGUAGGUGACUUCUAAAAUCUAACAUUAUAUAUAGACUAAUAAAGUUAAUCUAAGGAUACAAGUAUAAUAAAUGUGUUGUUGCUUCUUCAGACAGAUGUUGUUUUACAUGGUUAUCAUUCAAAAAACUUCAACACUAUAACAGCAUUUAUUUUUCAGAUAUUUUUCUGGGACUUUUUCAGUAAUUUUUAGAUUUAUGUCACACUUCUACUUCCAGAUUUUAUUUAUAAAAUUUCAUGUCCAUAUAUUGUCAGAUUUGUUCAUAUGUAACUUCCUCUGUAUCUAGUCCAGUACUCAUACAAAAAGCAGCUGUCUCAAACAUUUGUGUAUAAUCUCAUACAUACACAUGCUUAGAAUGGACAUUAGAUAUAGCUUUUCAAAAAAAAAGUUUGCAAUGUUGUUUAUUUUUAGUUCCCACAAUGGCUCAGAUGAAUUUUUCUUCUAGUUUAAAACCUUCCAGUGGAUUAGUUUUCUUAGAACACCAGAACAUUAUACUAUACCUAACAACUGAAUCA
Schistocerca cancellata (South American locust) is the source of this 6144-nucleotide messenger RNA. RefSeq names its product solute carrier family 46 member 3-like. Lineage: Eukaryota; Metazoa; Arthropoda; Insecta; Orthoptera; Acrididae. The record is from RefSeq and is a predicted model, not a curated record. Gene Ontology annotation, biological process: transmembrane transport. The coding region runs from base 1 to 1188 and encodes 395 amino acids. The transcript has 6 exons. Gene Ontology annotation, molecular function: transmembrane transporter activity. Gene Ontology annotation, cellular component: membrane.